AUGAUUGCCACGCUCGGCAGAGCGCUGUUUGGCUUGGACAUUAGCUCCAUGUCGGCCAUCGUGGUGACCAAGCAGUGCCUCGAAUUCUUCGACAACCUGUCGGGGGUGUUCCAGGGGGCCAUUGGGUCUGCGCUGGCGGCGGGGUCCGUGAACUACGGGCAGCUGAUCGCGGGGCGCGUGCUCAACAGCUUCACCGUCGGCGUCCCGUCGUCGCAGGCCGGUGGCAACAUCGACGACCCGCUAGUCGCGGCCGAGUGGGAGGAGAUCGUCACGGUGCUGCGCGCCGAGCGCGAGGCUGGCCGCGGGUGGCGCAAGUUUUUCAAAAACGGUAUGUGGCGGCGCACCAUGGCCGGCAUGCCGCAACUCUCCGGCGCAAACGUCAUCGUAUACUACCUCACGUACAUUGCGCAGAUGGCGGGCCUGACGGGCGAUGUGGCCCUGACGUGCGGCAAGACGCUCGAGGAGACCGAGGUGCUCUUCUCCAACGAAGGCCCCAAGCCGUGGACCACCAAGGACGAGCCGCGCCUUGCGGCCAGGAUCAAGGAGGUCGUCGCGAGGAAGAUGGGCCACGAGGAGCACGAAUUAAGCGAGAUACAGAUCGUGCCGGAGACAGAAAAGGUCUGA
Lasiosphaeria miniovina is the source of this 624-nucleotide messenger RNA. RefSeq lists its product as uncharacterized. The record is from RefSeq and is a predicted model, not a curated record. NCBI's taxonomy places the organism in Eukaryota, Fungi, Ascomycota, Sordariomycetes, Sordariales, Lasiosphaeriaceae. Bases 1 to 624 code for a protein of 207 amino acids. Gene Ontology annotation, biological process: transmembrane transport; carbohydrate transport. Gene Ontology annotation, cellular component: membrane. The transcript is spliced from 6 exons. Gene Ontology annotation, molecular function: carbohydrate:proton symporter activity.